Messenger RNA from Podarcis muralis (Common wall lizard), 1798 nucleotides. NCBI's taxonomy places the organism in Eukaryota, Metazoa, Chordata, Lepidosauria, Squamata, Lacertidae. The record is from RefSeq and is a predicted model, not a curated record.
AGUGGGCUCUAGGGGGCGCUGUGGCGGGAGCGGCGCUGCCCGCGUUGCCCUGCGCGCCUGCGCCUAGAGGUGCCCUGUGGGAACCGGGGAGGAAGCGCGGAGGCAGGUUCUGCGGGGACUGUUUGGUGUUAUGAUGAAGGAUUCCCUGACACUUUUGUCUCGCAUCCCAGCACACCCAGAUUCCCGAUGCUGGUUUCUCGCUUGGAACCCUACAGGGAGUCUCUUAGCUUCCUGUGGUGGGGACUGUAGCAUUCGAAUAUGGGGGAAAGAAGGUGAUACCUGGGUGUGCAAGUCUGUUCUGGGUGAAGGACACCAGAGAACUAUCCGCAAGGUGGCCUGGUCCCCCUGUGGGAACUACCUGGCUUCUGCCAGUUUUGAUGCUACCACCUGCAUUUGGAAGAAGAACCAUGAGGAUUUUGAGUGUGCAGCCACACUGGAGGGCCAUGAGAAUGAGGUGAAGUCUGUGUCAUGGGCACCAUCUGGCAGUCUUCUGGCCACUUGCAGCCGAGACAAAACUGUCUGGGUUUGGGAAGUGCCUUGUUUCUUAAACUGUUCCCCUACAUCCCCCCUCUUCUGUGCUGCAGUGGACGAAGAGGAUGAAUACGAGUGCAUGAGUGUCUUGAAUUCCCACACGCAGGAUGUCAAGCAUGUUGUCUGGCAUCCCAACCAAGAGCUAUUGGCAUCAGCGAGUUAUGAUGACACUGUGAAAUUGUACCGGGAGGAAGAGGACGACUGGGUGUGUUUUACCACCCUAGAAGGGCAUGAGUCCACGGUGUGGAGCCUGGCCUUUGACCACAGUGGAGAGCGCCUGGCCUCCUGCAGCGAUGACAAGACAGUGCGCAUUUGGCGCCAGUAUAAGCCGGGCAAUGAGCAAGGUGUUGUCUGCAAUGGGACAGAUCCUACCUGGAAAUGCAUCUGCACCCUUUCUGGCUUCCACACAAGAACCAUCUACGACGUGGCGUGGUGCCAGCUAACGGGAGCUUUAGCCACAGCUUGUGGAGAUGAUGCCAUCAGAAUAUUUGAGGAGGAGCUGCACUCAGACCCCCACCAGCCCACUUUCACCCUUACUGUCCACAUGGCCCGGGCUCACUCCCAGGAUGUGAACUGUGUGGCCUGGAACCCUAAGGAGCCUGGGCUGCUGGCUUCAUGCAGCGAUGAUGGAGAGAUGGCAUUUUGGAAAUACCAGCGCCCUGAGGUCUGUUGAGUGUCCAAAUUUCCCAGCUCCCUCUGACAAUAACACAGUUCUAGUAGUGUAACUGUGGCACACCUGUGGGCAGCAAGCUGGACUGCAUCCCCUCUGUAAAGGCAAUUAAAAAGGUGAUAUCAUGUAACCUUGUUAUGAAGUACCUCCCCCCUUUCCACAAGAGCUGCUGUGCCAGAGCUAACACCUAGUGGGGGCAGCGGAGGUCAGCUGGGUCUUCUGCACAGAUUGAUGUUGUUGACCAAACAGGGUCUUGUCUUGCAGCUGGGUAGAAAAUCCCCAAACUACAUAGGCUGGCUUUUCUUAGCUUCAUCACUCCUUUAAAACAAAGCCAGGGUUGCCUGCAGAAAGACUGGCCUGCUGAUUAGGCGUUUCUUACCAGUUGGGAAGCAACAGGCUUUGUAACUGCUGGUUUUGUACUAAAAUGUGGUUGUAUAAGAUGUAGGUUUGGAUUGGGAGGUGGUGCUGCAGAGGGAGAAGAGCAGUUCUGAGCAAAUGAGCUUGUGACAAAUGUAAAAUUUAUUUUGACCAAGUGCUAUUGUACGUCUGCUGCUCUCUCUAAAUGGGCGUUUAUGUUAAAAAUGCAACAAAGACUUU